GAGGAAAAAAUUAUGAAUCCACACUAUUAUCAAUUACCUCUUUUUAUUAACCAAGCACAACCAUUAAUUUCACCAAAUAUACUGCCUCAGAAUAAUUCAUUUAAUUCUAAUUAUAUACCUUAUCAACCAUAUUUAUUUCCACCUCCCUUCCAUUUUUCCUUCCUGCAAGAAGUUUCAUGUCAAAAUCAACCCUCAUUAAAUUCUUCUCUACAAGGUAUAGAUGAAAUUAAAAUUUGGCUUGAAAAAUGGCAUGAUAGACAAGAGUCAAAUGUGUUACCAAUGACUAGGGAAAAUAAUCUUAGUAUAUCUGAAUAUAAAAAAAGUAUACAAAAGUUAAACAAUAUAUUGCUUCAAAUUGAAGAUUUAAAUAGAUCAUUAAAUACUAAAUCCUUAUUGAAAUCAUAUGAGAACAAUUUUGAGCUAUGCAAAGAAAUUGAGCAAAAUUUUAAUGCCCAAAAGAAUGAAUGUGAAGAUGUUAUCAAAAUCAUAACAGAUAAAUCUACAUUAAAAAGGAUUAAAAUAAAGUUAUUGAUGAGAAAAAACAAAAGAAAUAGAUUAAAAAAUAAGAAGAUGAACAUUUUACCAGAUUUUGAAAAGCUAGAUAAUUUGAAAAUUGAAAAAACCAAUAAUCUCCACAAAUUAAUUGAUAAAGAGUUGGUGAAAAAGCAAGAAGAUUACCAAAAUAAAAUUGAAAAUAAAAUAUUAAAACAUGAAACAAAUUUUGUCUUAAAUGUCAUUAAAAAUAAAUGUAAAGAUAUCCAAUAUUUGAAAGAUGUAAUAGGAAAAAUUAAUGAAUUAAAAUGUUUAAGGUAUAAAAAAAUUAAUGGAACAUGUGAAUAUAGUCAGGGUUUCUGUGUUAAUCAGCAAAAAAUGAAUGAUAUUGACAAUGAACUAACAAAUAAACUUAAUGGAUUUCAACUCGAGAAGCAAAAGAUAUUAGAAUUAAGAAAACACAAGAUAAACAAAACCACCAAUGUAAAGUGUCAGAUAAAGUUGCCAAAAAAGACCAAACCUGAUAAAAAAUUGUUGAGUAAUAGCAGAAGCUCAACCCAUAUUGCAAUAAAUGUUAUAACAAAUCAAAUUUUAUCAAAUCUCAAAGAGCAAAAAAAUGAUGAUUAUACAAAGGAUUUAGAUAAAAUUUUAGAUAUCAGAAAAUCUUGGAAUGUAUAUCUCAAAUAAAUCAUAGCAUUUUUCUCAUUAAGUAAAAGCUUUACAUAAAAAUAAAAUAUAGACAAUACACAUGAUUGAUCAUAAAUUUAUUUUUUGAAA
This is a messenger RNA of Gordionus sp. m RMFG-2023, 1269 nucleotides long. RefSeq lists its product as uncharacterized. NCBI's taxonomy places the organism in Eukaryota, Metazoa, Nematomorpha, Gordioida, Chordodea, Parachordodidae. The coding region runs from base 13 to 1179 and encodes 388 amino acids. The record is from RefSeq and is a predicted model, not a curated record. The transcript has 2 exons.